CAGGAUUGACAGACACGGUAUUCAAUCAAAAGCGGGGCUGUCCCCAGGCCCAGGCGGGGGCGGGUUUGAAACCGGGAAGCCCGGCCCUUCGCCGCUGGGUGACGUCAGAGUCGCCAUGGCCAGCUAUCCCUACGGGCAGGGCUGCCCGGGAGCUGGAGGACAAGCACCUGGAGCUCCUCCGGGUAGCUACUACCCUGGUGGAGGGCAGUAUGGCAGCGGGGUACCCCCUGGUGGUGGUUAUGGAGGAGGUCCUGCCCCUGGAGGGCCUUAUGGACACCCCAACCCUGGAGGGCUCCCCUCUGGAGCUCCAGGAGGACCAUAUGGUGGUAUGGCCCCAGGGGGCCCCUACGGUCAGCCGCCUCCAAAUUCCUAUGGUGCCCAGCAUCCUGGGCCUUAUGGACAGGGACCUCCUCCAGGUGGCGCCCCACCCAAUGUGGACCCCGAGGCUUACUCCUGGUUCCAGUCAGUGGACUCCGAUCACAGCGGCUACAUCUCCAUCAAGGAGCUGAAGCAGGCCCUGGUCAACUCCAACUGGUCCUCGUUCAACGACGAGACGUGCCUCAUGAUGAUAAACAUGUUUGACAAGACCAGGUCAGGCCGCAUCGACGUCUAUGGUUUCUCAGCCCUGUGGAAGUUCAUCCAGCAGUGGAAGAACCUCUUCCAGCAGUACGACCGAGACCGCUCGGGCUCCAUCAGCUACACAGAGCUGCAGCAAGCUCUGUCCCAGAUGGGCUACAACCUGAGCCCGCAGUUCACCCAGCUCCUGGUCUCCCGCUACUGCCCGCGCUCCGCCAAUCCCGCCAUGCAGCUGGACCGCUUCAUCCAGGUGUGCACGCAGCUGCAGGUGCUGACCGAGGCCUUCCGGGAGAAGGACACAGCCGUGCAGGGCAACAUCCGGCUCAGCUUCGAGGACUUUGUUACCAUGACAGCUUCUCGGCUGCUAUGACCCAGCAGGUGUAGAAAGUGGGCUGCUCCAGGGGACCUCCCCUGGCUCUUCAGAGUGGGAGGAGCCCGUGGGCCUCUCGUUUUUUCCUGCCCCUCGUAGAAAAAGAUUCUCCCUUGCCUGACGCAGCACUGCUCCCCAAAGAGGACUGUGUCACAGCCACCAAAUAGUGGGGUCUUGGGCCAAGGCUACCCAGGUAGGGUCCUGACCUAGGAGAGGACUGGAAAUUAAAUGUCCUUACAGCCCUGAGCAUUUAAGUGGCACAGCCUUGGUACAGGAGAUGCCACUUGUUGUAACAGAGUUUGUCCAAGUAAAUUGGCCAGGCUCCAGCCUCUGGCUUUCUCCCCGGUGCCCUGACGCCAGCGGUAGGUGUCCCUCGGCCUCUUAUCAUUAGCAGCUGUGUGCCCUCUCCCACGCUGUCCUGUCAGAGGAAGCCAGUCUCUUCAGCGUGGACUCUGACCAGGAAUGAAAGAGAUUUGCCCAAGGGACCAGCUGCCUGGACUCCACCCCCCAGGCCCACAAGUCUGUGCGGGUUACCUUUUAGCUGCCGGGGGCUGUCCUGCUCAGGGAGCUUGGGCGGUCUGUUCUCUGGGCAUCGUGGGCCAGGCUCCUGUGCUCUGCGGCUGGGACCCUCACCACCCACCAUGCUCCGCCUGGCUGCAGUGCCCAGGGCACAGAUGCCACCUCCCACUGCCAAUGCCUUUCUUGUCUUUUUUUUUUUUUUCAUUCGGGGCCAAAAGUUCAGUGAAACUGUAAGCUUCAAUAAAAGGAUAAAAUUCUGUCCCAUAUUCUCCA
This is a messenger RNA of Phyllostomus discolor (pale spear-nosed bat), 1738 nucleotides long. It is a transcript of the gene PEF1, whose product is annotated as penta-EF-hand domain containing 1. Gene Ontology annotation, biological process: COPII vesicle coat assembly. The transcript is spliced from 5 exons. NCBI's taxonomy places the organism in Eukaryota, Metazoa, Chordata, Mammalia, Chiroptera, Phyllostomidae. Bases 116 to 946 code for a protein of 276 amino acids. Gene Ontology annotation, molecular function: calcium ion binding. The record is from RefSeq and is a predicted model, not a curated record.